AGAGGCCAACCUAUACUUGAGGUGUUUUUUGUUAUCUUGCGAUGCCGCUGGCUCUGUGUCGCCCAGGACUGCUGCUCAGCCUCAUCACUGCCUGCUCCUGUCUGGACCCACACUGUGUCCUCGGCAUAGUGGGCCGGCCGGUGUCCCUGCCAUGCCUCUACCCCAACAUAUCCACCUCUGUGAAUGUGUCCAUCGAGUGGAGGAGAGGGGACGAGGUGGUGCUCCGAUCGGACUGGGGACAGGACGGACAGUGGGACAGACGGAGCACUGACAGCGCUGCCAUCUCUGCUGACGCUGUCCUGACCGGAAACCUGUCCCUGCUGCUGCCAUCAGUGGAUCCCAGAGAGGACAACACCUACUUUAGUCUGUUCAUCAUCUCAGAGGGGAAUCAAAGUGUAGCCGUGUGCACUGUGUGUCUCUCAACAGCAGCCAGCUUCAGUCCCCCAGUGCUGGAGAGGGAGGAGGCAGAGCAGGGAGAGGAGAUAGCCUUCUGGUGUCACUCCACUGGGGGUUUCCCUGAACCUGUCGUCUACUGGCUCAUCAACGACACAGAGAAGCCCCCCGAAGGGUCGGUGAGGACCCUGACCACAGCACUCCCUGACUCCAACCUCUACAACGUCACCAGCCACCUGAAAGUCAACAUUUCCAAGGACUCCAGCGUGUCGUGCAUGAUAGAGAACCAGUCCAUGAACCAGAACUUGACCUCCAUCAGCUAUGGCGUGAAGAGGGCCACGCUGAACAAGCGAGCGUCAGAGGCCAUGUGGAUCUUCAGCACCGGUCUCUGUGUGGUGGUGGGGAUCAUGGUGGCAGUGGGAGUGGUCUAUCAGAUCCACCUGGACAGGAUAAGCAAGCGGAAGAAGAAGGAGUUCCGUAAACAUCAGCUGAGCAGAGUUUAUGACAGACAUCAGAACGGGGAGGAGACAGAGGUCAUGAAGCCAGGGUCCAUAGAGACUGAUGUUUAAAAUCCUCCUAAAGUGUCCCAGCUGGAGGGAAACAGAGCACUGAAUUGUACACGUUUGUUGUUUGCCUGUGUGUGUAUGUGUGUAUUUGUUAACUACUUAGGACCUUUUCCAGCAUUAACACUUGUCAGGACCAGUAGACCUCAUGUCCUUAGCUUUUCGUUAAAGUUAGGGGAUGAGAUGUGAAAGCCGAAGCAAA
Limanda limanda (common dab) is the source of this 1158-nucleotide messenger RNA. RefSeq names its product T-lymphocyte activation antigen CD80-like. Bases 42 to 962 code for a protein of 306 amino acids. The record is from RefSeq and is a predicted model, not a curated record. The transcript has 5 exons. Lineage: Eukaryota; Metazoa; Chordata; Actinopteri; Pleuronectiformes; Pleuronectidae.